Molecule: messenger RNA, 565 nt
Organism: Etheostoma cragini (Arkansas darter)
Lineage: Eukaryota; Metazoa; Chordata; Actinopteri; Perciformes; Percidae
Gene: fam174c
Product: family with sequence similarity 174 member C
Exons: 2
Coding region: 155-565 (136 amino acids)
Cellular component (GO): extracellular region
Source: RefSeq, a predicted model, not a curated record
UUCCUAGUUGAGUUUUGGAGCUUGUUCAACAUCAACAAAGCGCGAGGCAGAGUUCAGCAGCGACGUGUUUCUGGGGUAGACCCGGUCGGUUCCGGUUAAAUAACGAAGUCCUGCUCCACCUGCCGUUGUUCUCGGGGAGUUUCUGCGCGUUAAAAUGACUUUUCACAGAGUUCUCUCGGCGGUUUGUGUACCGAUAUGUUGGGCAUGUGUGUCCGCGGCGGAGGGCACGCGCACUGCCUCCACCGGCGGCGCCACCGCGGCCCCCGGACCCGCGGGGACGAACUCCUCCAGCGGGGCGAACUCCACUCACAGCGCCGGGGGGGGGGGCAGGAUGCUGAACGGCCUGAACGUGGACAGCUCGGUGAUCCAGAGGGCCCUGUACGUGUUGAUCGGCAUCACCAUGAUCGGAGUUCUCUACUUCCUCAUCCGAGCUGUACGGAUGAAGAGGCCCGCCUCCAAGAAGAAGUACGGCCUGCUGGCCAACUCGGAGGACGGUGUGGAGAUGGAGGGGGGGGACAGCGACGAGGAUGACACGCUGUACGAGGCUCGCAGUCUCCGCAGGUAA